AUGAGUUCCCCAACAAGAAGAAGAAUCGAGACUGACGUCAUGAAGUUGCUAAUGAGCGACUACGAAGUGACGCUGGUCAAUGAUAGCAUGCAGGAGUUUUACGUGCGGUUUGAAGGACCGGAAGAAACACCGUUCCAGGGAGGAAUAUGGAAGAUCCACGUGGAACUGCCAAACGAGUACCCAUACAAGUCGCCCUCCAUCGGCUUUGUCAACAAGAUCUUCCACCCAAAUAUCGACGAGCUCAGCGGGAGCGUGUGCCUCGAUGUCAUCAACCAGACGUGGUCCCCCAUGUUUGACAUGGUCAACAUCUUUGAGGUCUUCCUGCCUCAGCUGCUGCGAUAUCCGAAUCCCAGCGAUCCUCUCAACGGAGAGGCCUCGGGUAUGCUGAUGCGAGAGCCCAAGCAGUACGAGGAGAAGGUCAAGGACUACGUGACCAAGUACGCCAGCAACGACUCUGUGUCGGCAGAGAAGGACAUUUCUGACGAUGACGAUCUCAGCAGCAUUGGCUCGUUUUCUGACGACGACGAGGAGCCCGCCGGAGAGUUGGAAGUCUAG
Yarrowia lipolytica CLIB122 is the source of this 555-nucleotide messenger RNA. RefSeq lists its product as uncharacterized. Gene Ontology annotation, cellular component: nucleus. The record is from RefSeq and is a predicted model, not a curated record. Gene Ontology annotation, biological process: ubiquitin-dependent protein catabolic process; protein polyubiquitination. Gene Ontology annotation, molecular function: ubiquitin conjugating enzyme activity. NCBI's taxonomy places the organism in Eukaryota, Fungi, Ascomycota, Dipodascomycetes, Dipodascales.